Molecule: messenger RNA, 549 nt
Organism: Melampsora larici-populina 98AG31
Lineage: Eukaryota; Fungi; Basidiomycota; Pucciniomycetes; Pucciniales; Melampsoraceae
Exons: 3
Coding region: 1-549 (182 amino acids)
Source: RefSeq, a predicted model, not a curated record
AUGGCUCAAACCACAAUGCGCCGUUUUUGUCAUCUUCAAAGAUUACUCGCUCGAUCGCCUCCUGACACGACGAAUCUUGGAAAAAGUCAAAGAAACAUUGGUCCGGCCUUUGAGGUGGACGAUCUUACAUACGACCAUCUCUUCGAUUAUUAUCAUGCUCAGGAUGAUCAGUGGAUUAACUUCAGGAAGCAAGAAGUCCCCCAACAACAUCAUGAACCUUUGGAAAAGCUAGCAAUGGUGCAGGCAUUAUCAGAAGUUGAAGAUGAAGUGCUGAAUCCGGUCUUCAAAAAGUUAGGAAUCACCCGCGUUGUUGAAGGAUUGCACAGGAGAAUCAUUCCGGUUAAUUUGAUAGUCUCACCAUUGGCUCAUAGAAGACUACCAGCUUGGACCAUGGGUCUGAAUAGCCCUAGCUUACUUGUUAUGACGUUGACUUCUGGAGAACAACACAUAAACCCCGGAAAUACUCAGGACAUGGAAGAAUUUUACGCUUCUCAAAUAGCUGAAGAGAACAUGGCAAUGGACAUUGACACUGAUCCGACCAUGAUAUGA